UCCCACAGCCAAGUGAAAGACUUUCAGUCUCUGACGGCAUUUCCUAGCGCGCAAACACUUUCUUUCGACGUCUCCACCCUUGUUCACAUUUCCACAGGAAAAGAAAUAAAUAUAUUUAACAGUUUUGAAAUAAAACUAACCACGAAAGUAUUCACCCGUCCGCUAACGGCAACGCGAGCCUAAAAGUCAUCUGAUUAAUGAGUGAAACCAUUUUCUUAGCCAGUUUCUCUAAUAAGUCAAUUAAUAAACACGCAAAUAUUUGCGAUUAACUGAAAUGUAAUAGAAUAAUCUUCCAUUAUACUUGGAACUCUAAAAAAAAAACUGAUAAACAAAAACAAAUAAAGUUCAAAAUAAAUCAGCAAAGUGGGAUUUUGGCACAGCAUGAGCCAAAGUUUUAAAACUUUAAUGCAAGGAGGUGAAGGAUCCGGAGACGGAGAAGGAGUUUCGUACUCGGAGCGACAAUCGUCGGAGGAUGUGCCGGAUUCGACGGCAACAACGGCAACUACAACAGCCGGCGAUGGUGGUGGUGGCGGUGGUGUCGGCACCCGGGAUGGCGGAGAGGAUGAUUUCACCGAUGACAACAAUUUUGAAUCGAAUUUGCGACGUCGCAAAGGCAAAAUAAUAUCCUGUGCCAAGGAGACCAUCGAGAAUGCUUCCCGCCAACUACGCCGCAAAGUGCCCUACGCCGGCCAUCUGAUGACGCCGCGACGCCUCUGGCUCAAUAAAAUUCCCACACAAUGUGACGUGGUUAUUGAAUUUCCAGAGGAUGCGCCAGACGAGGCACUCCGCUGGCUCCUGGCCCGCAUCCGCUCCCAACCGCCGGCCGGUCUUGGCCUCCUGGUCCAGGUCAAGGCGCACGAGAGUACGCGGCGGAAUGCCUUCUAUGUCAGUGCUCCGGUGAAUGUCCUCUUUAAAGCCGCCGAAGAUGCCCGCCUGCCAAAGCGUUUAAGACCGGAUUUGGGCGGCGCACUUAGAGAGUUCACCACCCGCGAGAGUCACUGCUUCCAACAGUUGCGUGGGGAUGUGGGCAGUACGGUGCUGUUCACUUCACAGGAACGUCAAUGGCUGGUCCUUCAGGUGCUCCAAGGACUGCGGGCCGGCUGCAGUGACAUCGAUGCUUUGCACGGACGAGCGGCUGUUUCUGAGGGCCAGAGCAUCGUGGCUGCCUGGCAGGAGUCCGGCCUGAUCACACAGGUCUUUCCUCUGCACGAACCCAGCUCUCUGACUCAGCUCCAGACGCAUUGGGUUAAACAGAUAUUUGCACCACAGCCUUUAGAUGACAUUGCUGCCUAUUUUGGCGUUAAGGUUGCCUUAUACUUUGCCUGGCUAGGUCAUUACACCUGCGCUUUGGGCGUACCGGCUGUUUUUGGCACCAUUCUCUAUUGCAUCCUCUGGGGCAAGGGUCAGACGGCCCAGGACAUGGGUCAUGUGCUCUUCUCCUUAUUCAAUGUAGCUUGGGCCUCGCUCUACUUGGAGGCUUGGAAACGGUAUUCCGUGGAGUUGGCUUUCCGUUGGGGCACUUUAUCAACGCCACCAGAGUUGCUGGAGCCGCCCAGGCCCUUGUACAAGGGUCCUUUGGAGGAGAACAACGUAACUGGGCGACUAGAGCCCAGGGAAGCACCUGCUUGGCAACGACGUGCGUUUCGCUACCUGGUCAGUUUUCCAAUUAUAGGAUGCUGUCUCUGCAUGGUCUUUGUUGUUAUGUUUCUCAUGUUGCGCUUUCAGGAUUGGCUGGAUCACCAUAACAUACCAGACAAAGGAAUUGCUCAAUGCAUGUAUAAUUUGCACAAGGAUUGGUGGGACUCGAAACUGCCGGAGGAGAGCGUCCUGUGCUGCCUAAGUGUCAUCCCCAAGGUUCUACUGGCAGGAGCCAUUACCCUAAUGGACGAGGCUUACUUUAAAUUGGCCGUGUGGCUUAACGACCGGGAAAACUAUCGUCUGCAGUCAAAAUAUGAGAAUCACUUAAUAGCCAAAGUGGCUUUGUUCCAAUUCGUCAACUCUUUCCUAUCGCUUUUCUAUAUUGCCUUCUAUUUACGGGACGAGGAUAAGCUCAAAGAGCAACUGGCUGGUCUCUUAAUUUCCCGUCAAAUUAUUGGAAAUCUUCGCGAGUCCGCCCUUCCCUACUUUGUCGAACAAUGGAAGUUGGCCAAGCUGAGCUUCAAUAUGUGGGGAGCUCUGAGCCCCACCCAAAAUGUGACACGCAGCCUGGCCGAAGAACUGGCCACUGCCGAGGCCGAGCUGAAGGCGGAGGGAUCCGGCACGCCCACUAAAAGCCAACACCACCAAACUGAAUCCAAACGGAAUAUCGGACAGGCCGAAAUUGAGAGUUCUUUGUACAAGUAUGAUGGCACAUUCUCGGACCAUUUGGAGAUGCUUGUUCAAAUGGGAUAUGUGGUGCUCUUCUCGGCCGCCUUUCCCCUGGCCGGCGUCUGCGCUUUGAUCAACAACCUGAUGGAGAUUCGUUCCGAUGCCUUCAAGCUGGCCCAUGUGCAUCAGCGUCCGUUUGGACAGCGUGUGGCCAACAUUGGCACCUGGCAGAAUGCCCUGAGCAUCCUUUCCCUGGCAGCUGUCAUCGUGAACUGUGCCCUAAUUGGCCUUUCUGGCCAGGUUUCGAGGCUGUGGCCGGGACUGACCACCGCCCAGACAAUAAUUCUGAUUGUCACUCUCGAGCACAUAAUGUUGGGUUUGCGGCAGGCACUCACUUGGUUACUGCCGGAGUUGCCCUCCUGGCUGGCGGCGGAAAUCGCACGCGCCGAACAUUGCCGCCGGGAGAUGCAAUGCAAGGGCACAUCGCCACGACCCACACCGCCCACGCCGCAGUCGACCACGUCCACUCAGCCGGAACAAGAGGGUCCUAGCAGCAUGCAAAUGGAAAGCGGUGCCAAUACCACCCACGAUCAGUCCAUGGAGAGCCAGGUGGCCGACGAUAUACUGCUCUAUGGUCAGGAUUUCGCCAGCUAUGGUCGCAACAUAGAGGCGGAUGUUAAUAUUUAUGAGAACCGCGACUCGUCACCGGACUCACCGCCCUCACAGACCAGCACCAUACUCAUCAGGCCGUUGCAUGAGUCAACCCCCCCGCACGGCGGCGCCUCAAUGUCGAGUCUGCAUCAGGACGGCAAUGGCGGAGCUUGUCAGAGUUGUAUUAGAAAAUCGCAAAUCUUUAUACCGGAAAUUCCGCCAUAUCUUGGAUAUUCAGUGAGAAAUUUAACAGCUCUAACCGGAAACAAUCCGAGAAUGAAACAACAGCAACAAAAGCUGAAAAGCGGAGCUUCUGCCAGCACGCUAGCCCUCAACUCGGCGGCAUAUGCAGCCCGAAUGCAGGCGAUGCAUAUCCAAGAAAUACCGCCAUUCCGAAAGAAAUCCAGCGAUUCAGCUGAUCACACUGGCAGCAGCACCAGCAGCAGUCCCCAGCGGACCACAAUGCGGCAAUUAUCCGGACAAAGGGAUCCGCAGCAGACGAUCCCGGAGAUACCACCGUACAAGACCCGAAAGAUAUCCGCGGAGAGCUCCACGCACCUGACCAUGAGCGACAAGCUACACAUUAAACUUCAUGCACCAGAAUGGAUGUCACGAUUAAAAGUCAACGAUAAUACGAAUCUCCAUAGAAGCAUAGAUUGUAUUGCAAAGGAACUUGGAAACACAUCAGAAACCGCGGACAUUCUAAAGCCAGCUCCAUCCUGGUGCAACGUGGCCAUGAAGUCCGGAGCACCUGGCAGCAAUUUAGCAACUCCGCCAGCCUCCCAGCAGCAGCAGCAAAUAGUCGCAUCCUCAUCCUCGUCCUCGGGUGGUGGCGGUAGCGUUUUCAGUCCCAGCGGUGCUGGUCCAACUGGCGCACCCGCUGGCAUUAGUAAUUCCCAAUCCCGGCCCAGUGUCGGCGCCCUAUCCAACUCCUCAUCCAGUUCAUCCCACAAGCAGCAACAGAAGCAGGCCAAGGAGGAAAGGGAACGAGAAAAGGAGAGGGAAAAGGAGAAGGAGAAAGAGAAAGAAAGGGAAAAGGAAAAGGAGAAAGAAAAAGAAAAGGAUAAAGAAGCUCAGGCCGCAUCCACAUCAGCGGGCAAUACGGAUGAUGAAGCCAAGGCUGCUGAAUUGGCUGCCAAGAAAUCCCGCCUAAAACAGAAGCUGGUCAAGAGUGCGAGAUCCGUGGCCAUAUUCUCCCUCAAACUGAAGGAGCGGAGACAGCGCGAGGCGGAGAAGGCAGCCACCAUAGCCGUAGAACAUGCCAAGGCUCUGGCAAAACUACCAAUGCCCCAGCCUGUGGGUGGCGAGUUGUCCUGUAUACCCAUCGAACAGCUUAUCCAAAUCGACGACAUCAAACCUGCGAUUAAGCCUGCAAGCACGACAGCUCCGUCAUCCUCGAGUCAAGCCGGAUCGUCGACGUAUCAAUAUCAGAAUCAGUACCAACAGCCGCAGCAUUAUCAUCUGCCCUCACAUUCGCACCCACAUACGGAUAAUUAAAUAUUAAUUAUUAAAUUCGAAAAUCCCGAAGUUAAUUAAACCACUCGCACACUUUGUAAAUAGUUUUCUAUGCACUUGAUCCUUCCCCCAUCUAGCUGAGAUCUUAUCGAAAUUACUGAUGAUAUGUGAGCAAAUUUGCUGAAUGUGUGUCUUGUCCAGAGUUGGAUGCAACUAUUAAACUAUACCUAGUAGUAUUUAGUAGGGAAACUAAGUUAUUUCAUUCAAAACAGAAGCGUAUGUUUUGCCGAAAUUAAUGACAUUAAAGCCUUCUGCAAUAGUUGAAACAUUCAAAAGCGAUCAAGCCAAAUGCAGAAAUAGCAAAGCAAUAAUGUUUUGAAAGACAAAUUUUAAAACGAAUUUUUGUUUAGCGUUUUAGCCGUUAAAUGUGUUUUUUGUAGUCAAUGUUAAUUAGCGUUUAGCAGUAAAAAUCAAUUUGUUACACGAAGAAAUGUUGAAAAUGUUACGUUUUGCAUUUAUGUUGCCAGUAAUUGAAUAUUGAAUAUACGUAUAUUAAUUAAGGAAUACAACAAUCAAACACACUCACCCACGAAUCAAAAUCUGACAGCACAACGACUUGCUGAGGCACUUACACGAAACGAAUACAGACAACUGUGAGAUAAUAUCGUCCAUUGUUCCUUCCAUAUUCAAAGGAUAAAGCCUUCGCACUCGCUUUUAGCUAUGGUACAACUGAUCGGAUUAAAACUAUCAACAUCUGCAGCUUUCUCUUACGAAAAACUAUAAAUAUAAUAUGCUGCAUUUCUUCGUUUACUCAGUAAUUGCUUUAUUACAAGAAAUAUGUAUCGUAUUGUAGGCAUAGGUCCUACUUUUAAACACAAGCGCACUCAAACACUCACCCAAACGAUAUUUGUAAAUAUAUUGUAGCUUUUAAGUGUAAUUGAAACGAUCUAUACAAACAAAACUAAUAUAAUGAUUGUAUGUGCUUUUGUGUUGGAUAAACAAACUCAAUUAAAGCCCAUUCAUUUGAGAAACCCA
Messenger RNA from Drosophila ananassae, 5448 nucleotides. It is a transcript of the gene wwk, whose product is annotated as anoctamin-8. Gene Ontology annotation, cellular component: plasma membrane. Lineage: Eukaryota; Metazoa; Arthropoda; Insecta; Diptera; Drosophilidae. The record is from RefSeq and is a predicted model, not a curated record. Bases 382 to 4455 code for a protein of 1357 amino acids. Gene Ontology annotation, molecular function: chloride channel activity. The transcript is spliced from 19 exons. Gene Ontology annotation, biological process: chloride transmembrane transport.